Messenger RNA from Diabrotica virgifera virgifera (western corn rootworm), 1925 nucleotides. RefSeq names its product zinc finger protein OZF-like. The record is from RefSeq and is a predicted model, not a curated record. Lineage: Eukaryota; Metazoa; Arthropoda; Insecta; Coleoptera; Chrysomelidae. The transcript has 2 exons. Bases 297 to 1925 code for a protein of 542 amino acids. Gene Ontology annotation, cellular component: nucleus. Gene Ontology annotation, molecular function: DNA-binding transcription factor activity, RNA polymerase II-specific; RNA polymerase II cis-regulatory region sequence-specific DNA binding. Gene Ontology annotation, biological process: regulation of transcription by RNA polymerase II.
UGUCUGGACAGCUGAGUUAUUCAAGACAAUUGAUGACAAGCCACUGUCAACCAACUGUCAUAUUUGUUUAUAUUUAUAAAAAAGUUUUUAGAAAUUUACAUUCAAGCCUAUUUUCUAAUCUAAUAAAAUUGUGUUGCUGCUAAUUACUUAAAUUUUCAAUAAUUCUUAUUUUAAUAUAUGAAGUGUCAGCAAAAGGCAGUCUAAAAGAUUUCCCCAUUAAAAUUUAUUAUACAAUGAUUUUUUUUAUUUAAACAAAAAAGUGCAAUUUUUACAUACAAGCAAAUUUAUGUAAUAAUAUGGAAAUAAAACAAGAAAUUAGUGAGACAACUUGUAAAGUAGAAAUAGAUAAUGUUGGUCAUUUGGAUGCAUUCAAAAUGAAAAUUAAAGAAGAACCCAAGACCCAAAUUGCUACAGAUCAAGCAUUUGAUUAUGUUAACUUAAAUGAAUUCCCUGUAAACACUAAAGUAGAACAAGAUGAAAAUAAAUGUACACUAUUUGACGAAAAGCUAACAACAAAUGAAGAAGGGUCCCUCCAGGAGGAAAAUAACAUGAACGUUAUGGAAAUGAUACAUUCAUCCCAAGGAAGUUAUACAGCUCAACAAUCUGAAGAUAAAAUAUUAAAUAAAAAUACGCAGGUUGAACAAAGGCCUUACAAAUGUAAAAUUUGUUGCAUGCAGUUUACUACUAGCAGCAGUUUGAAAAGACAUUUGAGUACACAUACUGAGCAAACAAUUGACAAGCGUAAACCAUACAAGUGUGAAAUUUGUUUUAAGCAGUUUAUUAGUAACCGUGAUUUGAAAAACCAUUUGAGAGGGCACACGGGAGAAAAACCGUUCAAGUGUGAAAUUUGUUUUAAACAGUUCAGUGUAAAUAAAACCUUAAAAAUACAUUUGAGAGGGCAUACUGGAGAGAAACCGUACACGUGUGAAAUUUGUUUUAAGCAGUUCGUUCACGGAAGUAGUUUGAAAAGUCAUUUGAGAGGGCAUACUAGAGAAGAACCCACAGAAUUUAAGUGUGAAAUUUGUUUUAAAUACUUUACUCAACUACGAAGUUUGAAAAGACAUUUGAGAGUGCAUACAGGAGAAAAACAUCACAAGUGUGAAAUUUGUUUUAAACAGUUUUCUCAAGCAAUGAAUUUGAAAAGACAUUUGCAAGUGCAUACUGGAGAAAAACCGUACAAAUGUGACAUUUGUUUUAAACAAUAUAGUGACAAUAAUAGUUUGAAAGCACAUUUGACAUUGCAUACCGGAGAAAAAUUUAAGUGUGAAACUUGUUUGAAACAGUUUAGUCAACUACGUUGUUUGAAAAGUCAUUUGAGGAUGCACACUGAAGAAAAACCGUACAAGUGUGAAACUUGUUUAACGGAAUUUACUACAAAAACUUAUUUAAAACGACAUUUGGAAAUUCACAAUGAAGAAACACCAUACAAGUGUGAAAUUUGUUUUAAACAGUUUUCUCAAGCUAUUAAUUUGAAAACACAUAUGAUGAGUCACACUGGAGAUAAACCGUACAAGUGUGAAACUUGUUUAAAGAAAUUUGCUACAAAACCUCAUUUAAAACGACAUUUGGAAAUUCACAAUGAAGAAAAACCAUACAAGUGUGAAAUUUGUUUUAAACAGUUUUCUCAAGCUAUUAAUUUGAAAACGCAUAUGAUGAGUCACACUGGAGAUAAACCGUACAAGUGUGAAACUUGUUUAAAGGAAUUUACUACAAAAACUUAUUUAAAACGACAUUUGAAAAUUCACAAUGAAGAAAAACCAUACAAGUGUGAAAUUUGUUUUAAACAGUUUUCUCAAGCAAUUCAUUUUAAAGAACAUUUGAUGGCUCACACUGGAGAAAAACCGUUCAAGUGUGAAAUUUGUUUAAACCAAUACACUGCAAAAACUAAUUUAAAACGACAUUAUUUGAAAAUUCACAGUAAUUAA